AUGACGCCAUCAAUCACCACGAUGCCUAUCGAAAUCUUGAGCCAAAUUUGCUUAAUGCUGGACGGACCAGGUCUGAAAAGUUUUCGGUUAACUAUGAAAUUCCUUGGGGAGGUGGGUUACGGAUACAUUUUCCGAAGAGUUCAUGCCCCCCUUGAACGAGAGCACCACAAACUCAUGGAUAUGCUCUCACCCAAAUCCCUUGAGCACACAGUUGAAUCUAUCAUCUUUUCAAAAAAACAGAACCAGGACGAAAGCCGGCCCACCUACGACCGACAAAGUCUAGAUGCAACCUCCGAAACGAAGCAAAUGGGCCUUCAAAGAUUGAUCAAUGGCCUCGGAAAUCUGAAAGAAGUCACCUUUCUAUAUGGGAAGCCUAUUUUAGAGCCCACCAAACUGUCACUGGGAUGCAGAGAUCCAGAGCGAAUCGAACUGGCAUCCACAGAGGGGGAUGGCGGCUUGCACUCGUCACGCGUGGAUGCCCCGAGGCUGUAUGAAGAUCUGGAGGGCUGGGUAGUGAGUUCCCUCCGCCCUGAAAGAUAUUAUGGCCACGAGGAAUUCAUGCUUGUUCACAACGCCCUCGCCACAUCAAAAGCAAAAAUUCAGCUCCUCAGUAUCAAAAAUCUAGGGUUCUCCUUCUUUAAUCCUUCCAUCAGUUUUGAAUACUGCAGCCUGUUGACACGUCUUGAGCUUUCUCUCGUGGAUGACAAUAAUAACAACUCAUUACUUCAGGAGGGCUUAAAGCCGAUUCUACAGACACUUGAAAAACUUCUUUACCUUCGAAUUUCUCUGACCACAGAGGGGGGUAUACCCUUUGAUUCAGUGUUAGAGAGUUCUUUUAUGUGGCCUCAUCUCAAGGCAUUAUGUCUUGGAGGAUUUCGUUCAGGAGAAGAGGACUUAAAAACAAUGAUGAAAGGCAAGAUCAUGUCUGAAGUCGAAGCUCUCUGCCUUAGCCAUAUUGAUCUCACCCCGAGUUGGGAAGAGGUAAUGGCAGUAACGGGUCGGGAGACCGCCCUUGAUCUCAUCAAAAAAAAAACCACUACAUAUCAUUUACAUAAUCUGCCAGACGUUUCGGGAGAGCUGUCCGAAGGCGAUUGUCCAUUUUGCGUCAGGUGGAUUGAGACCUAA
Messenger RNA from Clonostachys solani, 1125 nucleotides. The record is from the annotation of a GenBank genome assembly. NCBI's taxonomy places the organism in Eukaryota, Fungi, Ascomycota, Sordariomycetes, Hypocreales, Bionectriaceae.